AUGGCGACGCCGCGUACGUCUUCGUCGGGAUUCACCUGCUUAUGCUUGGCUUUGCAGCGAUCAGCUUCCGAAAAGGAAAGUGAGAUGGGCCUGUUCGUGGUGACUCAUGCCUCAUUGAAUGUACCAUGCAAUACAGUCGAGGAGUUCAAGGCCAAAUACGUGCAGCAAGAGCUGUUGCAUGAUGGCGGCUUUGGACGCGUCUACAGCUGUGUCCGUCGCUCGGACAACUUGCCCUGCGUCGUAAAAGUUGUCUCUUUCCAGAUGUAUGACAUCUUCUGGCGAGAUACGCCCUAUGAAGAUGACAUGUACAUUGUCAUGCUGCGCUACGAAACCGAUCUGCUCGAGUUGGUUGUGCAGCCACCCGCAGAGCGAGGGCCAUUGAGAAAGAGCGAAAAGCAGCGCGUUUUUCUGCGCACCGUUUUGGCGGUGCAAAUUUUGCACGAAAACGCCAUUAUCCACCGCGAUCUCAAGCUGGAAAACAUCCUGCUCAAGCAAGCAAACGACAUGGAUACGGCUGUGCUUGCCGACUUUGGUUGCGCUCGCGUUGUGCCGCCCGAUCUGGGCAGCUUCUCCACGCGUAUUGGCACAACGGCCUUUUGGGCGCCAGAGAUGGUGAGCGGCAUCGACAGCUAUACACAUAAGGUGGACAUCUGGAUGCUGGGUUGCCUGCUAUAUACCCUGUGGACUGGCAGCUUCCCUUUUGGUCGGCCUGAGCAUCCUCGCUGGCGUGCCAACGUCAUCACGGCUAGCUGGCCCAAGACCUUGAUAGAUGAUGCCCACGUCUUGGACCUUAUCACCCACUGCCUGUUGGUGGACCCAGAGCAACGGCCCGACAUUGGCCGCAUUCGCACGCACAGCUUCUUUGUGAACAAUUACGACUAG
Molecule: messenger RNA, 882 nt
Organism: Monosiga brevicollis MX1
Lineage: Eukaryota; Choanoflagellata; Craspedida; Salpingoecidae
Exons: 7
Coding region: 1-882 (293 amino acids)
Biological process (GO): mitotic cell cycle; protein phosphorylation; regulation of cytokinesis
Cellular component (GO): spindle pole; centrosome; cytoplasm
Molecular function (GO): protein kinase activity; ATP binding
Source: RefSeq, a predicted model, not a curated record